Messenger RNA from Lontra canadensis (Northern American river otter), 1073 nucleotides. It is a transcript of the gene TSPAN31, whose product is annotated as tetraspanin 31. Gene Ontology annotation, cellular component: membrane. The coding region runs from base 219 to 851 and encodes 210 amino acids. The transcript has 6 exons. NCBI's taxonomy places the organism in Eukaryota, Metazoa, Chordata, Mammalia, Carnivora, Mustelidae. The record is from RefSeq and is a predicted model, not a curated record.
UGACGCAAUGCAGACUGAUUGGCAUUCAGGCCACCGACGUCCUGGAUUAGCCCCGAGUUUCGCCAAUCCAGAGGCAGGGGUGGGACGGUGCAGGCGCAGAGGAUUGGGUUUGGCUGGACUCGAUUUAAAGAGACAGAAGCUGUCGGGGUCCAAGAAGGCAGUCCCCAAGACCCUCCCCCCAAGUCCUUGGGACCACUUAGGUCCCCAAAGCUGGGGAGAUGGUUUGCGGUGGCUUUGCCUGCUCCAAGAAUGCGCUGUGCGCUCUCAACGUGGUCUACAUGCUGGUAGGCUUGUUGCUCAUUGGAGUGGCUGCUUGGGGUAAGGGUCUGGGUCUGGUGUCCAGCAUCCACAUCAUCGGAGGAGUCAUUGCCGUGGGAGUCUUCCUUCUUCUCAUCGCUGUGGCCGGACUGGUGGGUGCUGUCAACCACCACCAAGUACUGCUAUUCUUUUACAUGAUCAUCCUUGGUUUGGUCUUCAUCUUCCAGUUUGGAAUCUCUUGCUCAUGUCUGGCUAUUAACCGAAGCAAACAGACAGAUGUUAUCAAUGCUUCUUGGUGGGUCAUGAGCAACAAGACCCGGGAUGAACUGGAAAGAAGUUUUGAUUGUUGUGGCUUGUUCAACCUUACAACCCUGUAUCAACAGGAUUACGCUUUCUGCACUGCAAUCUGUAAGAGCCGGAGCUCCACGUGCCAGAUGUGUGGAGAAAAGUUUCUUAAGCAUUCAGAUGAAGCCCUGAAAAUACUGGGAGGUGUUGGACUCUUCUUUAGCUUUACAGAGAUUCUUGGUGUUUGGCUAGCAAUGAGAUUUCGGAAUCAGAAGGAUCCUCGAGCUAACCCCAGUGCCUUUCUAUAAGACUCUAGAUCCUUUUGACAUGUCUCCUGCUCUCUAUUCUCCCUAAGCUUUUCUUCCUCCCUUAGGGAAAACCUAGGGUCUGUAGCCCUUUUUGUUUGAGAAAAAGGAAAGAUCCUUUGCCACAUCCCCCAAAGAUGACCGAACAGCCAGGCUGUAAUGCCUUGACAUGUUUAGCGGGAACAAGAUCAUAAAGAAUAAAGAACAACUUCCUCCCUCUCUCCC